This is a messenger RNA of Artibeus jamaicensis (Jamaican fruit-eating bat), 810 nucleotides long. RefSeq names its product tRNA methyltransferase 2 homolog B (gene TRMT2B). Gene Ontology annotation, biological process: RNA processing. Gene Ontology annotation, molecular function: RNA methyltransferase activity. NCBI's taxonomy places the organism in Eukaryota, Metazoa, Chordata, Mammalia, Chiroptera, Phyllostomidae. The record is from RefSeq and is a predicted model, not a curated record.
AUGUCCAAGAUCAAGAUGUUGGCAAAAUAUUCUUCAUACUACUAUGAAGUAUUCCUUCAACAGUCUGCAAUGGAGCCCUGCCUCCUGUUUCAUGAAGCUGGACACUGGUUUGAACUCACUAUCCACACCAAUAGCCAAGGGCACACAAUGGCCAUCAUUACUUUCCAUUCCCAGGAAUUAACGCAGAAGGAGUUCUGUGUUCAGAAGGAGACUGUAGAGGAGUUUUUCAUCAAAGGGUCAGGGGUAUCCUGUGACUUGACAUCACUUUACUUCCAGAAAAGCACCAUGACCCAUUGUAGCCAUCAGCAGUCUCCCUUCCAGCUCCUGUUUGGGGAACUCCAUAUCUUUGAUGAGCUCUUGGCCUUGAAGAUCCACAUCUCUCCAGAUGCCUUUUUCCAGAUUAACACUGCUGGUGGAGAGAUGCUGUAUUGGAGUGUGGGGAAGCUGAGUGGAGUGAAUUCUAGCACCAUCCUCCUUGACAUCUUGUGUUCCCCAAUCAUAAUUGGCCUUUCUCUCACUCAGUAUACCUCCCUGGUCCUUGCAAUUGAGUUGAUGGAGCAGGCAGUAGAGAAUGCCAGGUGGACUGCAGCCUUCAAUGGCAUCACAGACUGUGAAUUCCAUGCUGAUCAAGCAGAGAUGUUGCCAUUGCUAAAGUCAAAGGAAGGAGAGUUAAUUGUUGCUGUGGUGAACCUAGCCCGGGUGGAACUGUAUUACCAGGUAGACCAAGCCAUUUGGAACAGCAGGGCCGUCCACACAAUUUUUGUUUCCUGCAAGCUCCAUGGUGAAAUCACAAGGAACAUCACUGAGUGA